This is a messenger RNA of Aspergillus ochraceoroseus IBT 24754, 792 nucleotides long. RefSeq lists its product as uncharacterized. Lineage: Eukaryota; Fungi; Ascomycota; Eurotiomycetes; Eurotiales; Aspergillaceae. The coding region runs from base 121 to 558 and encodes 145 amino acids. The transcript is spliced from 4 exons. The record is from RefSeq and is a predicted model, not a curated record.
UCUCACCUCCCUCACAGCUUCACUUUCUCUUCACUAUCAAUACUUGAAAGCCUUCGAACAAUACUUGGCAAGAAUUCAACUCAUACCACCACAACCCUACAAUCAUACAUACAGCAAGCCAUGGCUCCCAAUCCUGAGGUUUCCGCUCAAGACUUCGAGUUCCUCCUCGAAUGCCUCAGAAGCAUCGAUGAUUCGGGCAUGGUCGACAUCGCCAAGGUUGCCAAUACUCUCCAGUAUACCAAUGUUGCAUCCGCUGGAAACCGGUUUCGUCUUCUUCGUAAGAACUUGAACUUUCCAAAUCUGAACUGCAGAAACUCCUGUCCCUCGCCGAAGAAGAAAGAGACUACCACGGGAGAGCCCUCCGCUACCAAAGCUGGUGGUGCGAAGACUACUCGUGCACGGAAGGGGGCAAAGGUUUCCGCAAAGCCAAUCCCUGCCACUGGAGAUAUUGUGACCAACGCGUCUGACAAUAUCAAAGGGGCAUCUUCUGGCCUGGAUGAGGCGGCCUUACAGGUCAUGUCCGAAGCAUUAGAAACAGUGGAGAAGGUACAGAAGUAAUCUACUCCAUCUGUUGUCAUCCCCAGGAGUUGUGCUGGCUUUCCUUCACGCGGUACCUUGAAGAUCGAGUCCUUCUUUCGGAAUUUCGAAGUCUACCUGUACUGGGGAGAAUAGCAUGGGGAUACUGAAAGUGGAGGCAGAACGGUCCAUUUUGACGCAAUAUUCUGGUGGUCUGUUAUUUAGCAAGGUCAUUUUGUAGUGGGUUCAAUAACACUGUGGUUGGGGAUUCGAGAG